GCCGCCGGGGCUGCGCGGGUUCUCAGGUGAGCGCUCCGUGGCCGAGGCGGGCGGGCCGGCCGGAGCUUGGCGCUCAGGGGCAGAGACCGCAAGGGACCGCGAGGGCAUCCUGAAGCGGCGCGAGGCGGGGGGGAACCCUGGACGGGGUCGGCUUUCCGGACCCCGGCCUGAAGCGGCGAGGGACUCUGGAGCUGCGGUGGCGGAGAGGCAAGAUGACUUCUCUGCCCCAAGCUUGGAACAGCUGAAGGAGACACCGGUACAAAAUGAGAACAACAAAGGUCUACAAACUUGUCAUCCACAAGAAGGGCUUCGGGGGCAGUGAUGAUGAGUUGGUUAUGAACCCCAAAGUGUUUCCUCACAUCAAGCUUGGGGACAUCGUGGAGAUUGCUCACCCCAACGAUGAAUACAGUCCUCUGCUGUUGCAAGUCAAGUCUCUUAAGGAAGACUUACAGAAAGAAACCAUCAGUGUGGACCAGACAGUGACUCAAGUGUUUCGUCUAAGACCUUAUCAAGAUGUCUAUGUUAAUGUUGUAGAUCCUAAGGAUGUGACACUUGACCUGGUGGAAUUAACCUUUAAGGAUCAGUAUAUAGGUCGUGGGGAUAUGUGGCGACUAAAGAAAAGUUUGGUCAGCACAUGUGCCUAUAUCACUCAGAAGGUGGAAUUUGCUGGCAUCAGGGCUCAGGCUGGCGAGCUGUGGGUCAAGAACGAGAAGGUCAUGUGUGGUUAUAUCAGUGAAGACACCAGGGUGGUGUUUCGCUCUACGUCAGCUAUGGUUUACAUAUUUAUUCAGAUGAGCUGUGAAAUGUGGGACUUCGAUAUUUAUGGGGAUUUGUAUUUUGAGAAAGCUGUGAAUGGUUUCCUUGCUGACCUUUUUACCAAGUGGAAGGAGAAGAACUGUAGUCAUGAAGUGACAGUGGUCCUGUUUUCUAGAACUUUCUAUGAUGCAAAAUCUCUUGAUGAAUUUCCUGAAAUAAACCGAGCCUCAAUUCGACAGGAUCACAAGGGUCGAUUCUAUGAAGACUUUUAUAAAGUGGUGGUGCAGAACGAGAGGAGAGAAGAGUGGACGUCACUGCUUGUGACCAUUAAAAAACUCUUCAUCCAGUAUCCAGUGUUGGUGCGACUGGAACAGGCAGAGGGCUUUCCUCAAGGAGAUAAUUCUACCUCAGCACAAGGAAACUACCUUGAGGCGAUCAAUCUGUCAUUCAAUGUGUUUGACAAGCACUACAUCAACCGCAACUUUGACCGGACGGGCCAGAUGUCUGUGGUGAUCACCCCUGGGGUGGGUGUGUUUGAAGUGGACCGCCUGCUCAUGAUCCUGACCAAGCAGCGGAUGAUAGACAAUGGAAUUGGUGUGGACUUGGUGUGCAUGGGGGAGCAACCGCUACAUGCAGUCCCAUUGUUCAAGCUACAUAAUCGAAGUGCACCUCGUGAUUCCCGUCUGGGUGAUGACUAUAAUAUCCCUCACUGGAUAAACCACAGUUUCUACACAUCCAAAAGCCAGCUCUUUUGUAAUAGUUUCACCCCACGAAUAAAACUGGCAGGAAAGAAGCCUGCCUCUGAGAAAGCAAAAAAUGGCCGAGAUACAUCUCUCGGAACUCCAAAAGAGUCUGAGAAUGCCCUUCCCAUCCAAGUGGACUACGAUGCCUAUGAUGCACAAGUGUUCAGGCUGCCUGGUCCGUCUCGGGCUCAGCGCCUCGCCACCUGCAGGUCUGUUCGAGAGCGAGAGAAUCACAGUCGAAAGAGCAGCAGCUUUUGUGACGUCUCCUCCAGCCCUUCCCUGCCCAGCCGUGUGCUGCCCACCGAGGAAGUGAGGAGCCAGGCUUCUGACGACAGUUCCCUGGGCAGGAGCGCCAACAUCCUGAUGAUCCCACACCCGCACCUGCACCAGUAUGAAGUCAGCAGCUCCUUGGGCUACACCAGCACUCGAGACGUCCUGGAGAACAUGGUGGAGCCACCACAGCGAGACUCCAGCGCGCCAGGGAGGUUCCACGUAGGCAGCGCGGAAUCCAUGCUGCACGUUCGACCUGGGGGAUACACGCCGCAGCGGGCGCUGAUUAACCCUUUUGCCCCCUCACGCAUGCCGAUGAAGCUCACGUCCAACCGAAGACGCUGGAUGCACACGUUUCCUGUGGGACCGUCGGGAGAGGCCAUCCAGAUCCACCACCAGACCCGGCAGAAUAUGGCAGAGCUGCAGGGCAGCGGGCAGCGGGACCUAACUCAUUCCUCUGCAGAGCUGCUGGAGUUAGCGUAUCAUGAAGCUGCUGGAAGGCACAGCACUUCCCGCCAGCCUGGUGACGGCAUGUCCUUCUUGAACUUCAGUGGAACGGAAGAGCUCUCUGUCGGCCUGCUUAGCAACAAUGGUGCAGGUAUGAAUCCUAGGACCCAAAAUAAGGAUUCGCUAGAAGACAGUGUUUCUACCUCUCCAGACCCAAUUCUGACACUGUCUGCUCCCCCUGUAGUGCCAGGCUUCUGUUGCACAGUUGGAGUGGACUGGAAGUCUCUCACUACUCCGGCUUGCCUCCCCCUCACCACCGACUACUUCCCUGACCGCCAGGGCCUACAGAACGACUACACAGAGGGCUGUUAUGAUCUUCUCCCGGAAGCAGACAUGGACAGGAGGGAUGAGGAAGGUGUACAGAUGACAGCCCAGCAAGUGUUUGAGGAGUUCAUCUGCCAGCGCCUCAUGCAGGGCUACCAGAUCAUAGUGCAGCCCAAAGCCCCCAAACCCAGCCCUGCCGUCCCGCCGCCCCUCAGCAGCAGCCCGCUCUAUAGCCGAGGUCUCGUGUCCCGUAACCGCCCCGAGGAAGAAGACCAGUAUUGGCUGAGUAUGGGCAGAACUUUCCACAAGGUGACACUGAAGGAUAAGAUGAUCACAGUCACACGCUAUCUUCCCAAGUACCCUUAUGAAUCUGCCCAGAUCCACUACACCUACAGCCUCUGCCCCUCCCACUCUGACUCAGAGUUUGUCUCUUGCUGGGUGGAAUUCUCUCACGAACGGCUGGAGGAGUACAAGUGGAAUUACUUAGAUCAGUAUAUUUGCUCUGCUGGCUCCGAGGACUUCAGCUUAAUUGAGUCUCUGAAGUUCUGGAGGACCCGCUUCCUGCUGCUGCCAGCCUGUGUCAUGGCCACCAAGCGCAUCACGGAGGGUGAGGCACACUGUGACAUCUAUGGGGACAAGCCCCGGGCUGAUGAAGAGGAGUGGCAGCUCUUGGAUGGCUUCAUUCGCUUUGUGGAAGGCCUGAACCGGAUCCGCAGGCGCCAUCGUUCCGAUCGCAUGAUGCGGAAGGGGACAACCAUGAAAGGUCUGCAGAUGCCCGGGCCCAUUGCUACCCAUCCCCUCGAGUCAGCUGGCCCUCCUGUUGGGAAGAAGGGGACCUCAGCGCUGUCUGCCCUGUUGGAGAUGGAGGCCAGUCAGAAGUGCCUGGGAGAACAGCAGGCAGCUGUGCACGGCGGCAAGAGCUCUACCCAGCCAGCCGAGAGCAGUAGCGUUGCUAUGACUCCCACCUACGUGGAUAGCCCACGAAAGGACGGGGCCUUCUUUAUGGAGUUUGUCCGCAGCCCUCGAACAGCAUCGUCUACCUUCCACUCACAGGUGUCUGUGGACCAGACGGCUGCGCCACUGUUGGAUGGCUCCAGUCUGGGGAUAAGCACAGGCCAGUCCAUGGACAGAGUCAACAGCCAGACCGUUGGGAACACACAGAACUCAGGGGAACAGGGCUUCCCCUCCGCAAAUCCCAGCGACAGCAGCUCCCAGCAGCUGACGGCAAGCUCCCUGACGUCCUCCUCCACCCUGGCCGAGAUCCUGGAAGCCAUGAAACACCCCUCGACAGGGGUCCAACUGCUCUCUGAACAGAAGGGCCUCUCGCCGUGCUGCUUCAUCAGUGCAGAGGUGGUGCACUGGCUGGUGAACAACGUGGACGGGGUCCAGACACAGGCCAUGGCCAUUGACAUCAUGCAGAAAAUGCUGGAAGAGCAGCUCAUCACGCACGCGUCUGGUGAAGUCUGGCGGACCUUUAUCUAUGGCUUCUAUUUCUACAAGAUAGUGAUGGACAAAGAGCCCGACAGAGUGGCCCUGCAGCAGCCCGCCUGGCACACGACAGCGGUGGACGACUUCGCCAGCUUCCAGCGCAAGUGGUUUGAGGUGGCCUUUGUGGCCGAAGAGCUCUUGCACUCGGAGAUUCCGGCUUUCCUGCUGCCCUGGCUGCCCAGCCGACCUGCCUCCUAUGCAAGCAGGCACAGCUCCUUCAGCCGCAGCUUCGGCGGCCGGAGCCAGGCUGCCGCGCUCUUAGCUGCCACCGUCCCUGAGCAAAGGACAGUCACCCUGGAUGUCGAUGUGAACAACCGCACAGACAGGCUGGAAUGGUGUAGCUGCUAUUACCAUGGAAACUUCUCCCUGAACGCAGCCUUUGAGAUCAAGCUCCACUGGAUGGCGGUGACCGCCGCAGUCCUCUUUGAGAUGGUCCAAGGCUGGCAUCGCAAGGCCACCUCUUGUGGCUUUUUGCUAGUCCCGGUGUUGGAGGGCCCCUUUGCGCUGCCCAGUUACCUGUACGGCGACCCGCUGCGAGCCCAGCUCUUCAUCCCGCUCAACAUCAGCUGCCUGCUCAAGGAAGGCAGCGAACACCUGUUUGACAGUUUUGAGCCAGAAACAUACUGGGAUCGAAUGCACCUUUUCCAGGAAGCCAUAGCACACAGGUUUGGGUUUGUGCAAGACAAAUAUUCUGCCUCUGCUUUUAACUUUCCUGCCGAGAACAAGCCUCAGUACAUCCACGUUACAGGAACAGUCUUCCUGCAACUGCCCUACUCCAAGCGCAAGUUCGCGGGCCAGCCGCGGCGGCGACGGAAUUCCACCAGCUCCACCAGCCAGAACAUGUUCUGCGAGGAGCGGGUGGGCUACAACUGGGCCUACAACACCAUGCUGACCAAGACGUGGCGCUCCAGCGCCACGGGGGACGAGAAGUUUGCCGACCGGCUGCUGAAGGACUUCACGGACUUUUGCGUCAAUCGUGACAACCGCCUGGUGACGUUCUGGACGAGCUGCCUGGAGAAGAUGCAUGCCAGCGCCCCGUGAGCCACCGCAGGCUCCGCGGAUGAGGAGGGGUCCAGGCUGGCCAUUGGUAUUCACUAGGAUCAGUGAGACUCUGGGCAUCCCAGGGCAGCUGGUCACUGUCGAUGUGGGGGGGCCCUGGCCUUGGUGGCUUCCCCCCACAAGGUGUCCUCCACAUAAGGAGAAAAUACCAGAAGCCGUUGGCGCCGAGAGCAGGUGGGAGGCCCAGACGGUCAGGGUAGAGGCGUUAGUGCCGGGGGAGGGUCGGGCAGUGCCCCUGAGUGUUCUCUGAUGGGGGCCAGCUCCUGUGUUCGGAGCCAAACCUGCCGCUCCCCACCCCGCAGCGUGCACAGGGUGUAAGAUAACUUUGUGAAAUAAUGUAUCAUAUGCUCACGCCAACUGUAUAUACCUGUACAUAGAGAAGGAAUAAAGUGCCAUGUGCAGCGUCCUGGCCAGCACAGCCUGGCAGCACCAGGUUCUGCCUGCGGCUGACCCGUUGUGGCCCAGGAGGCAGCCCAGGCUGUGAGGAGGA
Molecule: messenger RNA, 5577 nt
Organism: Sorex araneus (European shrew)
Lineage: Eukaryota; Metazoa; Chordata; Mammalia; Eulipotyphla; Soricidae
Gene: DEPDC5
Product: DEP domain containing 5, GATOR1 subcomplex subunit
Exons: 43
Coding region: 264-5069 (1601 amino acids)
Biological process (GO): cellular response to amino acid starvation; intracellular signal transduction; negative regulation of TORC1 signaling
Cellular component (GO): lysosomal membrane; GATOR1 complex
Molecular function (GO): GTPase activator activity
Source: RefSeq, a predicted model, not a curated record